Molecule: messenger RNA, 3180 nt
Organism: Trichoderma citrinoviride
Lineage: Eukaryota; Fungi; Ascomycota; Sordariomycetes; Hypocreales; Hypocreaceae
Product: acetyl-CoA synthetase-like protein
Exons: 3
Coding region: 1-3180 (1059 amino acids)
Source: RefSeq, a predicted model, not a curated record
AUGCCCGGACGCCUCGACCGAAAACCGCAAUACGGACAGCGCCUUUUGGUCAAUGUCGUUGAUGAGUACGCGGCUAACGAGCCUGAACGCACGUUUGUCUAUCAGCCUUUAUCCAGCAACCCCAAGGAUGGGUUUCGUCCCAUCACGUUCAGGGAACUCUCCAACGGAGUGAACCAUCUCGCUCGCGAGCUCCUCCGAGAGACUCCAGAACAGAUCGACGAGAAAGACGAGUUUCCCACGGUGGCCUAUAUUGGGCCAAACGACAUACGAUAUGUAAUUGUCAUGCUUGCCUGCAUCAAAGCUCAUCACAAGGCUUUGUUCAUUUCGCCUCGCAACAGCAUUGAAGCUCAGCUUUCGCUGUUCAAAGCCACGGACUGCACUCAAAUCAUAUAUGACGCCUCGAUGAAAUCCGCGGUAGAGACAUGGCUUCAAUCAUAUCGCAUGCCGGCAACGGUAGCUCCCGACAUGGACGUUUGGCUUCAGUCGACGGCGCCUCAUUUACCAUACGACACGCCGUUUGAAGAGGCGAGAUGGCACCCAAUGCUGGUUAUGCAUACCAGCGGCUCAACGGGCAUUCCAAAGCCCAUUGUUGUUCGCCAAGGAAGUCUCGCCAUCGCGGAUACUCUCCGGGACGAACCACCUCUGGACGGUGCUCCUUCAAUGUGGAGUUACUGGGCGACCGCCAGCUCAAAGAUAUUUUCGCCCAUGCCCUUAUUCCAUAUGGCUGGAACUGCGUGCACGGCUAUAUUCGGAAUAUACUAUGGUGUCCCCAUGGUAUAUGGCGUAUCGAAUCGACCCCUGAGCGCUGACAUGGUUGCCGAAUGCCUUGUCCAUUCGCAGUCCGAUUCGGCUUUGCUCCCUCCGUCCAUCAUUGAGGACAUGAGUGUGAACGACGCACACGUUAAGCUCUUGGCCAACCUCAAGCUUACGGGCUUCGGCGGAGGCAAUCUCUCCCCUUUGAUCGGAGAUGAGCUUGUUAAGAAAGGUGUCAAGCUUACAAACGUAAUUUCUUCGACAGAGAUUGUACCAUAUCUGAUUCACUACCAGAAAGACCCUGAACUAUGGCAAUGGAUCAUCAUCAAUGCUGAAGAAAUGGGUGCUCAGUUUCGCCUAAUCUCGGACGAUGACAUAUACGAAAUGUUUGUUUGUCGAAAACACCCUACGGAACCACUGCGGCAGGCUCUCUUUUACACCUUCCCGGAUAAGACGGAGUGGUCUACAGGGGAUAUGUACAAGAAGCAUCCCACGAAGCCGAACCAUUGGCUCUAUAAUGGCCGUACAGAUAACGUUAUCGUCUUUUCGAACGGCGAGAAGCUCAAUCCUGUCGACAUUGAGGCCGCUGUUGUCGGCCAUCCCGCUAUUAGGGCCGCCCUUGUAGUCGGGCAACAAAGGUUCCAGCCCGCUCUCAUCUUGCAGCCAAACGAACACCCAAAAGAUGAAGCGGCCAGAGAAGCCCUCAUCAACAGUGUGUGGCCAAUUGUGGAAGAGGUCAACAAGGUCACCGUGGCCCAUGGAAGGAUUUCUCGCAAUAUGAUUGCCAUCUCAAAUCCUGAGAAACCAUUUUUGCUGUCACCGAAAGGCUCCAUUCAACGAGUCGCGACGGUGAAGCUCUACAAGGACUUCAUCAAUGAGCUAUAUGCGGAUACGGAUGAGGGUAUCGAGAUGGAAGAAGCGCCUUCACUGAAUAUAUCGAACCUGGAAGCCUUGACACAUUCCAUUGUGGAUAUUGUCAGAUCGCAAGUUGGCAAAGUCGAGGUCGACUCUGAGACGGAUCUUUUCAGUAUUGGAGUCGAUUCGAUGCAGGUCCUUACUCUUUCCAAGAUUCUACGCUCCGCCUUGGAAUCUGCUGGCGUAGCGAUAGACAAGGAUACCGCUGCUGCUCGUGCCAUUUACGCGAAUCCAACAAUCAGUGGCUUAGCGCGGCAUCUAUACUCGACAGUCAUCAGCGGCGACAACGCGGGCGACGCAGAUGAGGGAGAGAUCCGCGCCAUGUCUCGAAUCAUCGAGAAGUAUACUGCCGACCUUCCGCCUCCCAAUAAAUCGCAAUCUCAUCCGUUGGAUGAAGGACAGACUGUCAUCGUCACUGGUACUACGGGGUCCCUUGGUGCCUACAUGCUUGACCAGCUAAUCAAGAAUCCUCGAGUGGCCAAGAUUAUUGCUUUCAAUCGUGGUGAGGAUGGAGGACGCUCCCGCCAGUCAGCCUACAAUGCUACCCGAGGGCUGAGCACGGAUUUCUCCAAAGUCGAGUUCCUCGGUGUCGACCUCUCUAAACCACUGUUCGGCCUCACUCAGGCCCAGUACGACGAUAUCUCGGCCACGGCCGAUCGUAUCGUUCACAAUGCAUGGCCUGUUAACUUCAACAUCAGCGUUACUUCGUUCGAGCCAUACAUUUUCGGUGUCCGUCAACUCGUCGAAUUUUCGAAUAAGGCAGCUAAGAGAGUUCCAAUAAUUUUCAUCUCGAGCAUUGGAACCGUGAAUGGCUGGACGAAGCAGGAGCCCGUCCCCGAGCAUCGCCUCGAUGAUCUAACGCUGCCAAAAAUGGGCUACGGCCGGUCAAAAUAUGCUGCCAGCUGCAUUCUGGACGCGGCUGUUGAGAAAUCUGGCAUUUCGGCCGCCAUCAUUCGAGUCGGGCAGAUUGCUGGUCCGCGAACCAAGGAAGGCGUCUGGAAUCCCCAGGAAUUCAUCCCGAGUCUGAUUGCAAGCUCGGUCCACCUCGGCAUGCUGCCAGCCAGUCUCGGACCUAUGGACGUUAUAGAUUGGACGCCAGUGCAAGACAUUGCUGGAUUAGUUUUGGACAUUGCUGGAGUCACCCAAAGGGUUCCCCUGUCAGAUAUUUCGGGAUAUUUCCACGGAGUCAAUCCGUCCGCUACGAGCUGGGCUGAUCUGACAAGGAUUCUCAAAAGCUACUAUGGAGAUCGCAUCAAGGCCAUCGUCCCUCUGGAUGAGUGGAUUCGUGCCCUUGAAGCAAGCGCUGUGAAUGCUACAGCCGAGGAUGCGGAGAAGAACCCCGGAAUCAAGCUGAUUGACACUUACAAAGGAAUGGAUGAACAAAGAAGAGCAGGUAUCGGUCACGCUUACCUUGACAUGACAAGGACUGUGGCACACAGUCAGACCAUGAGGAGCCUUGGGCCAGUUGAUGAGGAGCUGAUGAAGAACUGGUGUGACCAGUGGAACUAUUGA